Molecule: messenger RNA, 870 nt
Organism: Acanthosepion pharaonis
Lineage: Eukaryota; Metazoa; Mollusca; Cephalopoda; Sepiida; Sepiidae
Source: the annotation of a GenBank genome assembly
AUGCAUUUGCAGAACAAACAUCUAUCUAUCUAUCUUUCUGUCAGAAUCUAUCUAUCUAAUCUUUCUAAAUUUAGCACUGUUCAUCUAUCUAUCUAUCUAUCUAUCUAUCCUACUAUCUAUCUAAGGCUAAUUUUUUUAUAUAUACUACAUUUUAUCUAUCUAUCUAUCUAUCUAUCUAUCUAUCUAUCUAAUGCUAUUACACACUUCUUUCUUUCUUUCUUUUUUCUUUCUUUCUCCCUUUCUAUCUUUCUUUCUCUCUUUCUUUCUUUCUUUCUUUCUCUAAGAAUAUUUCUUUCUUUCUCUAAUUUUCUUUCUUUCUUUUUUCUUUUUCUUUUUCUUUAUGCCCUUUCUUUCUUUAUUUCUUCUCAUUUUCCACGCGAUCAAAACGGAAUAGUCUAUUUUUUUACGAGCAGAUUAAACACUUCUUUCUUUCUUUUUUUUUCUUUCUCCCUUUCUUUCUUUCUUUCUCUCUUUCUUUCUUUCUUUCUUUCUCUCUUUCUUUCUUUCUCUUUGGCCCUUACUUUCUUUCUUUCUUUCUUUCUCUCUUUUUUCUUUCUUUCUUUCUUUCUUUCUUUCUUUCUUUCUUUCUUUCUUUCUUUCUUGCUUCAAGCUUUUCUUUUAAUCUAUUCUGCAUUUCCAUCUCUUUCUUUCUUUUCUUUUCUUUUUUUUUUUCUUUCUUUCUCUUUUCUUUUUUUCUUUUCUUUCUUUUUUCUUUCUUUUUUCUUUCUUUUCGUUCUUCAAAGCCCUUUCUUUCUUUCUUUCUUUCUUUCUCUUUCGCCCUUUCUUUCUUUCUUUCUUUCGCCCUUUCUUUCUCUCUCGCCCUUUCUUUCUUUCUUUCUUCUCAUUUUCCACGCGAUCAAAACGGAAUAG